AUGUCACAAAGAAAAGAUAAUAACUUAAGUGAAUUGAAAUCAAAUGUAGAUUUCUUCGUUCAAAUCCCAUAUAUGGUUGGCAUAGAUCUUGAUAGGACUCUUCAAUUAUUUCUUGAUGAAAUUAGUGUCCAGAGAAGAGAUCAAAUCCAUAUUUACUUGUUACCUAAUGCAUCUAUAUUUGUGAGAAGAUAUUUUAUAUUCAAAUUUAAAGAGAAAGCUGUCGCAAAAGUGGAAAAAAAUGGUAAUAAUCAAUUCGUUGUCAAAGAAGUUUAUGAUGAAAAUAUUAUUCUCAUGAAAGAAAAACUGUCAAUAGAUCGAAUUUUAUCUUAUGAAAAAUUAUCAGAACAUCAUAAAUUCUUACCUAUAUAUGAUGAAGAUUAUUAUCUGUACAAUGCUGAUCACAUAAAGCUAGCUCGAAUUAGUGUUGCAGAUAAUGCAAAAACAGAUCCAGAGACCAAAUAUCAGUGGUUGGUAAAGAAAGUGUGUUCAGAUCGACAUAAAAAACUAAAACUAGGUAACAGUCGAUUAACCGUUAACUCUAUACUGAUAUGGAAACAAAUGCCAACUAUUUAUUAUUGGCUACCGUGUUCAGUCGACGCGUAUGUAAAACGCAUACGUUCCAUAAAUAUGAAGAAGUAUACGGAUCAGGAGAAAAGUAUUGCCGAGAAGUUUUCACAAUUAAACAUCGUUCAUCUCAAAUUAUACGAAUGGUUAAAAGACGAUGUUGAAGGACGUGAAGAAGAGAUUCCAUAUGGAACAUUUCGUCAAUAUUUACUUCGUGCUGCAAAAAGCGCUAUGAAAGAGUUUUACCAACAGGGUAAAAAAGUCUUUCUAAUGACUUUUGAUCCUGAUUGUAUGACAUUAAUGAUUAAACAUAAUUUAUCUAUUUUCGAUAUAUAUAUCGAUCAUAUAAUCCAUAACGAACAUUCAUUCAUGAUAACCAGUGGUUUUACUUUUACUGAUAAAAAGUAUUUUUUAAAUCGUAUUUAUGCAUUAAAUCUUGAAAUGCAAAUUAUUUUACAAAAUCAUUUACCUGGAUCAGCUUAUUUUACCGAAUGUAAUUCCGUUAUUCGAUACGAUCCCAAGGUGUUUGAUGACGCAGAAUUUAAAUUUGGUCUUCAUGGAACCGAAAUAAUACCGAUUGUAAAAUACAUCGCUUCAAAUAAAUAUGAAAUGACUAUAUUAAAGAAUAAUCCACUCGUAACUAGUAUACCAUCGCGUAUCUUUGAAGUAAUGGAUAAUGAUACUGAAAAGUAUGUUUUAUCAAAAAGUUACUAUGAAAAAAUGGAUAAACUGUCUCAGGUUGUAAUAUCAACUCAUAAUUUCAUGUCCACUAUGAUAACAGGGUUAUCUAUCUACAUAACGACAAAUGAAAAGCUACGAACACAUAUUUCUGAUCUAUGGAAAUUACAUUGUCCAUUAAAAAUUUUGAAAGAUGAUGAAGAAACAACAGAAUCCAAUUAUAUAUCGAAAUUACAAGAAAUCUGCGAGGAAUAUGUGAAUGGAUAUUAUCUAACGAGUGAGGAAUAUGAUGCAUCACUAAAUGAUAUUUGCCAAAAAUGUAAAAGAGCAAUACCAAAUAGACCGAGACAGAAGAAAUCAGUUAUGGAAGAUGUCCAAGAAGAUUUAGUAAAACGAUGUAUAAAAAUCGCUCAAGAAUGUGGAAAACUUUGUGCACGACAUAUUUUACAAUGGAUUAAUGAUGACAGAAAAAAUUAUAAAUAA
This is a messenger RNA of Adineta ricciae, 1725 nucleotides long. The record is from the annotation of a GenBank genome assembly. Lineage: Eukaryota; Metazoa; Rotifera; Eurotatoria; Adinetida; Adinetidae.